Balearica regulorum gibbericeps (East African grey crowned-crane) is the source of this 147-nucleotide messenger RNA. NCBI's taxonomy places the organism in Eukaryota, Metazoa, Chordata, Aves, Gruiformes, Gruidae. The record is from RefSeq and is a predicted model, not a curated record.
GCUGACACCGAUGUCAAAGGCAAGGCGAAUGCCAAUGCCAACGCUAAUGCUAAUGCCAAUGCCAAUGCCAAAACCAAUGCUACUGUCCAGACCAACACCAAUGCUAAUGUCAAUGCCAACACCAAAGUGGCUGGCAAAGAUGAGGAG